GUCUGCUUCGUCUUGAACCGAGACCGCUCCUGCCACCGACCAGUCCCUUUUUCCAUCGCCAUGCUCACCCAAGAAAACACCCUGACGAUUGCCGCUGGCGCCGCCGUGGCCCUCAUUGCCGUCGCUGCCUCCGUUCACUUCCUCAAGCCCAAGACCCCGGCGGUCGCCCAGGUCCAGAAGACGCCUCCUCCAGAGCCCGAGUUCCUGGUCCUCAAGGACGGGAGAAAGCUCGCUUAUCACAUCUACCCCCCUCCCGAGGGCCCGGUCAAGGGGACAUUGAUCUACUUCCACGGCCUCCCUGGCUCGAGACUCGAGGUCGAGCUCUUGCUCCACAGCGUCCAGGACCGCCGCGGUUACCAAGUCGUCGGCAUCGACCGCCCCGGCUUUGGCCAAAGCGACAUCGACAUGGCUUGCACCCCCGCCAGCUUUGCCCAGAAUGAGGUCCCUCAACUGCUCGAGCACCUCGGCGUCGACCAGUUCUCUGUCGCCGGCACCAGCGGCGGUGGCCCGUAUGCCCUUGCCUGCACCCGCUUCUUCCCCAAGAGUCGCCUUCGCUCGGCCGCCACGAUUGCAUCCAUCGGCCCGAUCCAUGCCAUGGGCGGUGUCUGGAACGCCCCCGGUCCGCUGUUCUCCAAGCUGAUGAGCUUCAUGAUGACGGGCCUGCCUCGCUCGUUCCACGUCUGGGUUCUGCGGAUGCAGGACGGCAAGAUCCCCAAGCUCCAGCCAUCGCACUUCCGAGGGCCCGACCGCGCGCUCGCCGAGCAGGAUCCCAAGGUCAUCGAGCUCUUCCAGAAUAGCAUGGAAGAGUCGCUCGUGCACAUCCGCAAGACUGCCGAUAACGUUGCUGCUAACCUGAUUGCACUCGGCCAGCCCUGGGGCUUCGACCUGAGCGAGAUCGACCAUCCGUACAUCCACAUUUACCAUGGCCGCAGCGACAUCAAUGUUCCGUAUCAGCACGCCGAGUACAUGGCCGCUCACAUCCGCAACGCCCAGCUGCACUUGUACGAUAACGUAGCCCACGCCUCGAUCAUCACCAAGGCCGAGAUCGUGAUCGAGAACCUUGCGAAAGACGCUCAGGAGCCCCGUUAAUCGUCGACCGAGGCGACCGCAUGUAUUUCUCAAGCUUGCUUGCCCAACUGCACAUUGUCGCAGCGCAUUCAUGCCAUAAAGCCGCACAAUCUCCCUUGGUGC
Molecule: messenger RNA, 1191 nt
Organism: Polychytrium aggregatum
Lineage: Eukaryota; Fungi; Chytridiomycota; Chytridiomycetes; Polychytriales
Product: Alpha/Beta hydrolase protein
Exons: 3
Coding region: 61-1089 (342 amino acids)
Source: RefSeq, a predicted model, not a curated record